AGCUGCAGAUAAAAUUUUCAGAAUUUGAAGUUGAAAUUUUGAGACCGACUCGAAAUUCUAUUCUAUUUCUUUUUUAUAUAAAAACAAAAAAAAGUACAUGCCGGAAAAGAAAAAGACGACGGCGGACAGUAACCGCUAUAUUCAUGCUUACUCGCGGCGGGGAAAACAGAAGAUGACUUCUGGUUGCACCUGCAGCAACCGUUCUGGCGGUACAGAUGCGAAUACCGCCGCCAACCAGGUGGAGGAGGAGGAGGAACAGCAAUCAAAGCAAAAACAAGGAUGCAGCUGCGAUGAGGCUGACCGCCGGGAUUCAAGUCGUGAUGAGGGUGGUCAACUCCCGGAAAAACGUGUACUUCAACUCGUCAUUGAUAUCCUCCAACGGAGAGAUACCUAUGAAAUAUUUGCAGAACCAGUUGACCCAAAUGAGGUGGAGGAUUACUAUGAAAUCGUGAAAGAGCCUAUGGAUUUUGGAACAAUGCGAGCAAAACUUCACGAAGGGAUGUACCAAAAUCUUGAUCAAUUUAAGCAUGACGUAUUUCUGAUCACAAGAAAUGCUAUGCAUUUUAAUUCUUCAACCACAAUUUUUUUCAGACAGGCCCGUGCUAUACAUGAAUUAGCGAAAAGGAUAUUCCAUGUUCUAAUGACUUCACCUCAAAACUUUGAGCUGAAAUUUCCGAGCACAAGAAGGCGGUCCACUCGAAGAACAACGCCGGCCGCCACCACCUUUCCUAAUACAACCACUUCUUCUGUUUCUUCUGUAAAUGCGAGGAGAGGAAGAAGCCUUACUAGGAGGAGGAUAAGAUCUAACUUGACCCUUCAGACUAAAAGAAAGAACAAUUAUGGAUCUCAAACAGGAAUAUUAGAUGAUGAGAAGUCCAAUCCGGUGGAAAUUAAUCGCCGGUGCACGUAUAAACCAAAUAGCUGUGAUGACAAUGAUCCAUUUGGUUUAAGAAGCUUCCUCUCCAAUGCAAUAGUAAUCCCUGAUAUUAGUUACACCAAAAGCUUGUUGUCAUUCGUCAAGGAUUUGGGACCAACAGCGCAAAGAAUCGCCAAUCAAAAGAUCCAAAGAAUGGCGGAAAGUUGCCCUAAUUCGCUUAGCCAGACAAAUUUAUCAUCUUAUGCUGCUCCUCCAAAUCACCCUAAUGAUGAAUUUAAGAGGGCAACUUCUUCAAGAAUGAGCCUUUUCGGAAACGUUGGAAGAGUAGGAGGAGGAAAAGAGGAAGAUUAUAUUAAUGCUAGAAGUGUUAAGGAAAACGAGAAAGUGAUGAUGCAAAAUCAUCAUCAUGGAAGAAUGAGGAAGGAGUUUUGGAUGGAGGAUGAAGAAGAGGAGAAUGUGAGAGGGGCUAUUCCAGUUGUGUUAGCUUUGGAGCACUCAAAUGCAAAUAAUGCACAUCAAAAUGGAAAUGCAGCUGCAAAUGAAUGGAAGUUGAAGAAACAAAAAAUGGGGAGCAACAGAAGUGGUGAAUUGGUGCCAUCUCAAAGCAAACAAUCAUCAAAUGCUUCACAGCAAACAAAUAAAAAUGACGGUGAAAGAAACAGCUUGUGUACUUUUGUUACAGCACCAAUGCAAAAUCUACAAACAGCUGAGGAGCCUAGCAAGAAGGGGACCGCAAUGGAGGGAGAAAUAGCUUCUAAUCCCUACACUUUUACUUUAGGAUUUUUGAAGGCACAACUUAAUCAGAUGAAUAGAAAUGCAUAGCUAGCCUAGUCUAAGAGGAUGAUUAAUCCCAUUCAUGCUCAAAGAAACAAC
Molecule: messenger RNA, 1750 nt
Organism: Oldenlandia corymbosa var. corymbosa
Lineage: Eukaryota; Viridiplantae; Streptophyta; Magnoliopsida; Gentianales; Rubiaceae
Source: the annotation of a GenBank genome assembly